AUGCGCACAUCACGAGAUUGCCUCGUGUACAGUUUUCAGGAAUGGCGUUGCGCCUGUCUGACCGUUAUUGUUAUCAUCUGCGUAUUGGGCACGUGUUUGUGCGAAUUUUUGCACCAUCUGGCGCGACAUCAGGCUCGUUUGGACGCCGAUCAAGCCACAGAGGUGACCGCGAAAGAGAACGAGGAACAAACAAAGUCUGCUGGAGAGUUUCCGGUGGAACGAACUCAAACAACGCUUGCUCAUUAUGAACAUGUGCUCAAAAAAGCAUUUUGUUGCCAGACCACUUAUCUGGUGAUCUGUGGAGCUCUGGUGUUUCUAUUCUAUCUAGUCUACUUAAUUGAAUGCUGGAAUUCAGCCAUAUGGAUGCGUUCGGUUUAUUGUGUGGACACGCAAAGUGCCUAUCGUUUUAUAGACGUCUUGCGUCGUACCAUUCCCGUGAUCUACUGGCAUGUGAGUUGCUAUCAUUACAGUUCAUCCCAUUCCCCACGCACGGUCACCAAUGCUUACACUGCGGACCCAGACCGCCAACCGACAGGACCAGCACCUCAAACAAGUCACCCCACAACUCAGCCCCCGAAUUCGUCCUCUACAUCCCUGCAAAACAAACCCCCAACAAACUUGACCCCGCAAGUGAAUUUGGUUACUGUAGCUUCUGCGCAUCAAACCUAUUCAACCCGAGAGCAAAAGGUUAUUACGGCCAGUGGAACGCGAAUAUUUGAUUUGAAUCAGCUCAAUGGAAUGUGGGAUUUGUCUGGUGAUGUGUCCGAGCUGGAACUCUAUCCGCUGGUUGAAAUCAACUUGCGAACCGAAUGUUUGUUCGCAAAUGAGACCGCCAAGUUGGAAUUCGAACGUGAACGUUGUGCGUUUUAUACUUCGUUUGAGAAAUACGACAUGUAUAUGGAAACAGAUCAGGUAAUCCAACUCUCUCCCCACGGCACGAUACCCAACCAAGUGUUUGUCAGCCGUUCAGCACCUCAAGUCCCAAUCUACUUACGACAAGGUACAUUUCUACUAGCUGCAUUAUUUCUUCUCUCCUUUCCUCUGCGUGUCUUCAUUCAUUCAAGGACGGCCAGACUGGACUACACCGUGCGCAAGAUUUUCGGGCCCUUAAAUUCUGUCAACGGUCAGCUCGAAGCAGACGGGUUAGGCCAGUCAGUUGCGAUUCGCUGUGACCUUGAUCAACCAACCACGCCGAAUCCGUUGGAGUCUAUCAAGUUCAUCAGUCGCAUGCGUUUGGAAAAGAACAAUGUUAUCUAUACUACGGUUAGCAAUAACAACGAGGCUGUGGUACUGUGCAAUCGGAAUAUCAGUGUAGACAGUGUAGGUUGCACAAGUAUCCCAGUGAAAUCUACAAAGCGAUGGCAGCGAGUCCAUGGGGAAGUACCCAGUGGAGCGCAUGACGUGGAUGAGGACGACGAUGACGAGUUGCUGUCACUGGACAUUCGAUUUGACGAAUUACAUUGUGCUAACCCGGUAGGCGGUGAGAACAUUGUGCCGAACAAAUAUGUCAGUCAGGACUCGCCGGACCCUGUAAAUAGUGUACAAUAA
Messenger RNA from Echinostoma caproni, 1548 nucleotides. Lineage: Eukaryota; Metazoa; Platyhelminthes; Trematoda; Plagiorchiida; Echinostomatidae. The record is from the annotation of a GenBank genome assembly.